GAGGUCUGCUGCAGGGUGCAGGUGCUCAGCAUGGCUGGGCUCACACUGAUGGACCGGCAAAACGGGUAGGGCCAGGGUUGAGGCUGUUCCUCAGACACCAUUUGCUGGUUUGAGGAGGGGCCCCAGGCCCACAGCAUGGCUCCCUGCUCCUCAGAUAAAUACGCUGUGCGCUUCAUCCCUCGGGAGAAUGGCGUUUACCUGAUUGACGUCAAGUUCAAUGGCACCCACAUCCCUGGAAGCCCCUUCAAGAUCCGAGUUGGGGAGCCCGGGCAUGGAGGGGACCCAGGCUUGGUGUCUGCUUACGGAGCAGGCCUGGAAGGCGGUGUCACAGGGAGCCCAGCUGAGUUCAUCGUGAACACGAGCAAUGCAGGAGCUGGUGCCCUGUCGGUGACCAUUGAUGGCCCCUCCAAGGUGAAGAUGGAUUGCCAGGAGUGCCCUGAGGGCUACCGUGUCACCUAUACCCCCAUGGCACCUGGCAGCUACCUCAUCUCCAUCAAGUAUGGUGGCCCCUAUCACAUUGGGGGUAGCCCCUUCAAGGCCAAAGUCACAGGCCCCCGUCUCGUCAGCAACCACAGCCUCCACGAGACAUCAUCAGUAUUUGUAGACUCUCUGACCAAGGCCACCUGCGCCCCCCAGCAUGGGGUCCCGGGUCCUGGGCCUGCUGACGCCACGAAGGUGGUGGCCAAGGGCCUGGGGCUGAGCAAGGCCUACACAGGCCAGAAGAGCAGCUUCACAGUAGACUGCAGCAAAGCAGGCAACAACAUGCUGCUGGUGGGGGUUCAUGGCCCAAGGACCCCCUGCGAGGAGAUCCUGGUGAAGCACGUGGGUAGCCGGCUCUACAGCGUGUCCUACCUGCUCAAGGACAAGGGGGAGUACACACUGGUGGUCAAGUGGGGCGACGAACACAUCCCAGGCAGCCCCUACCGCGUUGUGGUGCCCUGAGUCUGGGGUCAGUGCCAGCCGGCAGCCCCCAAGCCUGCCCCACUAUCCAAGCAGCCCCACCCUCCUUCCCUCAGCCCUGGCCCCAGGCCACCUUGGCCGCCCGCCUGUCACUGCAGCCGCCCCUGCCCUGUGCCGUGCUGCGCUCACCUGCCUCCCCAGCCAGCCGCUGACCUCUCGGCUUUCACUUGGGCAGAGGGAGCCAUUUGGUGGCGCUGCUUGUCUUCUUUGGUUCUGGGAGGGGUGAGGGAUGCGGGUCCUGUACACGACCACCCGCUAGUUCUCUUCUCCAGCCAAGAGGAAUAAAGUUUUGCUUCCAUUCU
Piliocolobus tephrosceles (Ugandan red Colobus) is the source of this 1262-nucleotide messenger RNA. RefSeq names its product filamin-A-like. Bases 136 to 942 code for a protein of 268 amino acids. Gene Ontology annotation, molecular function: actin filament binding. Gene Ontology annotation, biological process: actin cytoskeleton organization. The transcript has 4 exons. Lineage: Eukaryota; Metazoa; Chordata; Mammalia; Primates; Cercopithecidae. The record is from RefSeq and is a predicted model, not a curated record.